Molecule: messenger RNA, 1491 nt
Organism: Pyrgilauda ruficollis (rufous-necked snowfinch)
Lineage: Eukaryota; Metazoa; Chordata; Aves; Passeriformes; Passeridae
Gene: APOC3
Product: apolipoprotein C3
Exons: 4
Coding region: 470-1405 (311 amino acids)
Biological process (GO): lipid transport; lipoprotein metabolic process
Cellular component (GO): extracellular region
Molecular function (GO): lipid binding
Source: RefSeq, a predicted model, not a curated record
CUGUGCUGCCAGUGCCGCGGUAGCUGCAGAGCCGGCAGCUCCCAGCUCUAUUUAUGCAGCCCGAGCGCUUCCACGCAGGCUGUGACACAGCAAGGGCUUGGACUUUAGCACGGGCACAACGUGGAAGUGCCUGACGUGUGCUCGGGCCUGACAUCACCCAGAGCCCUGGCAUCACCCAUGGCCCCGCCAGCCCCCGGGGGGUGACAGGCACAGACGGGGUGGGGGUACACAGGACACCCCGAGCCCCUCCUGGGGACAGGGACCUGGGCUGGGGACCCCUCAGUGCUCUGUGGCUGCGGCAGUGGCUCUGGCAGGGCAGUACCUGCCGUGUGUGGUUGUGGGAUGGGUGGCAGCGUGACAGGACACGGGGGCUGGGGAUGCUGCAGGGACCUCCCAGCUCUGCCACCGGCCGGGCUGGGCCGGGCAGGACACGGGCUCAGGGCAGGACACGGGCUCGGGGGGGGCUGUGAUGGAGCCGGGGGACACACGAGGCUGUACACAGGCGGGAUGCCAUCGUUCCUUCCCGGUCCAGGCUCCUGGAAGGAGCCCUGGCACAGGAAGAGGCCGGAACACUGCAGGGCACUGCAGCCACACGGUGCCUGGGAAUGCCGCUGGGCCCCGUUCGUGCCCCGGCCGUGGGCACCGGGCUCUGGGCACACACCCGGGGGGCAGCCCCCGGCCCAGCCCACCCCCCCGGGGACAGCGGAGCCGCGCCGAUGUGUCACUGCGGGCAAAGGGCGCGGCGGGCAGGGGCAGGGACCGGCCAGGCGGUGGCGGGGACAGUGGCAAGGUCCGAAGAGCCUCGCGGUGCCCGAGGGCGUCGUGCCCGGGGACAGGGCCGCUGGAUGUCACCCUUGUGCCGUGCGUGCCCAGGGCUGCCCCUCCGCGGGCAUCGGGCUGGCUGCGCACACGCGUGUGCCCCCGCCGCGCUGCCCGGCUCCGGGCACACCCGCACAGACACGCGGGGCCCCAGCGGGCUCCGUCCCCGCGGGAUUUCCCAACUCCUGGCUGGACGCAGCGCCCCUGCAGCCCCCCCGCGCCCUGCCCUGACCUUUGCACGAAUCCCCCAGAGGCUAUAAAGAGGGAGCCCGGGGCUGCCCCCGCGUCAGAGCCCGGCACAGCCAUGAAGGCGUCGCUGCUGUUCCUGCUGGCCUGCACGGCCUUCCUGGCGGUGGGAGCAAGGGCCGACUCGCCCGAGGAGCCGAAGGCGCUGGUGCAGAAGGUGCAGGAGCUGGCCCAGAAAGCCACGGCCAUGGCCAAGGACGCCUUCAGCAGGGUGCGGGAGUCGGAGGCGGCGCAGCAGGCCAGGCAGUGGCUGUCGGACAGCGCGGAGCUGGCGAAGCAGCGGCUGGUGUGGCUCAAGCAGCAGCUGGCCGAGCUCCUGAAGAAGACUCCGCCCGCGUAGCCUCGCCAGGGGCUGCCCGGGGUCUGUCGGGGACCCCCCCCGGACCCCCACCCGCUGUCGCGGUGCUCUCAAUAAAGCGGGGCUGA